Molecule: messenger RNA, 3075 nt
Organism: Cylicocyclus nassatus
Lineage: Eukaryota; Metazoa; Nematoda; Chromadorea; Rhabditida; Strongylidae
Source: the annotation of a GenBank genome assembly
AUGGCUGAACAUGUCCACUAUCACGCUAUUCUAGUUGUUUACAGGGGCGUGUCUCUGCUGCGCGCUCACAUCGCCCCGGCUCUCGCUAUCCUUGUGAAAUUUAUCGGCCGCGAAUGCCUAGCGCAUUUGCAGGUUAUGGAGGGUCCUUUAUCAAAAUGGACGAACAUGGUGCAUGGCUGGCAGUAUCGAUGGUUUCGUUUAGAAGAGGAUGUUUUACUCUAUUACACAUCCAGGGAGAAGAUGUUGAAAGGACAACAGCGAGGUUGCAUGCGACUCCAUGGUGCUGUUGUGGGUAUUGAUGGAGAAAACAACAGCCUUUUCACGGUCACCGUUGAUGGCAAGGUUUUCCAUUUACAGGGUCGUGAUGAAAAGGAACGAAAUCAUUGGGUACGAGCUCUUGAGACAGUCAUACGUGAAUGUGGGGGAUAUAGGAAAGCACCGAAGAAACAGGAAAAUGCGUCGGAGGCGCUGAAACAUAAGAUUGUAGAAGCAGAUCAUCACUUAUCCGAUAUAAUUUUGCAGGUGAAAGGCCUCGAAGCACUCAAAGAGCAUGUUUCGGAAAAAGAUCGAAAAAAUGUGGACGAUUUGAUCACGUCCAGUAGCCGACUACUUGAUACGGUCAAGCAUGCCAUCAUUCUUUUGCAGAUGGCGCGAAACAAAAUCGAAAUCCCAGAUGAGGUUCGAAAAGAUGAUAAAGAGAAUGUCAACCAUGGUACCGGAGAGGCCGGUGAUGUACCGGAUAAGACACUUGACGCCGAUAACGAUCGAUACGCUUCGACGUCGUCAAAGUUAGGCGCAGAAGAAGAGGGCCAUCGAGGCAAAGUUCAUUCGCCGUACGUGCCACCUAUUUCCUACUCCAGAUCAUCGUCGCCGAAGCGGAGUGUUCUCAGUGACGAGGAAGAGUUUUAUGACGCGGACGAAGAGCUGAUCGAUUUGGACAAGACCGACGAGGCGACACCGGAUGGUCAGAUGAAGGAUAUGUCACUAGAAGCGGCGGAAAGCUUCGACUUUGGUGAUGCCAAUGAAGACUUUGAUGAAAUCUACGAUAAUGCGGAAGAACACGAUGUAGGAAAUGUACAACAGGAACACGGAUCUGUGCUUGUCCAUCUUCUCAGCCAGGUCAGUAUCGGCAUGGACCUGACAAAAGUUACUUUACCUACAUUUAUCCUUGAACGUCGAUCUUUGUUAGAAAUGUAUGCUGAUUUUUUUGCGCAUCCUGAUGCCUUUGUAGCCACCGUCGAUCUCGAAACACCGCAAGAGAGAUUUGUAUCUGUUGUAAAGUAUUAUCUAAACGCGUUCUAUGCAGCUCGGAAAAGCGGUGUGGCAAAAAAGCCGUACAAUCCCAUACUUGGAGAAACAUUCCGAUGCCGCUACAGUGUGCCUGGUCUCGGUAGCAGCGGCAAGAAAACUGAAGAUGGACCCUUUCCGGGAUCAGAUGAAAACCAGCUGACUUUCAUUGCUGAACAGGUCAGCCACCAUCCUCCAGUGUCUGCUUUCUAUGCUGAGCACCCCUCCAAGCAUAUCUCAUUUCACGCUCAUAUUUACACAAAAUCUUCGUUCUUGGGAUUGUCUAUUGGUGUCGCGAAUAUCGGCAGCGGUACGGUAAUCUUGCAUGAUUUUGAUGAACAUUAUACAGUGACGUUUCCAAGCGGGUACGGGCGUUCGAUCAUGAGUACUCCGUGGGUAGAGCUGGGUGGAAAGGUUAAAAUUACCUGUGAAAAAACGGGUUACUAUGCGGAUAUAGAUUUUUUGACAAAACCUUUCUUUGGUGGUAAGCCGCACAGGAUCCAGGGCAGUUUAUACAGAGAAGGUGUUAAAAAGCCGUUUAUGACGAUACGCGGUGAAUGGAACAACGUAAUGAUGGCAAAGCCUUCAAAUGGUGAAGAAUAUUUAUUUAUUGAUGUUCGGGCAGAACCUGAAAUGAAGAAGGAAUGCACACCAGUGAUGCAACAGGGCGAGCGUGAAAGCCGGCGGCUUUGGCGGCAUGUCACUGCUGCUCUUCUAAGAAAUCGCAUAAAUAUGGCAACGACGGCGAAACGAAUGAUUGAACAACGCCAAAGAGCUGAAGCCAAGCAACGUGCCGAGACUGAUGGUACUACAACGAGCCAUUGGAGGAAAGAAUUUGAGUCAUUGAUGUGCUUCCGUGCAAGUGUUUCUGGCCUGUACGGUCCUUUGAUGUAAGAUUCAACGCCCUCAGAGAUUGUCUCGUACUUUUUCAGAUGCAUCUCAUGUGUUUGUGUUUCCAAACUAUCUCUUGUCUCUUCUCUCCUUCAGUUGUACCCCUUUUAGAUAGGAACUGCUAAACGUCCCUGUACAUUACUUCAUUUCAUGUCCACGAGUAAGCUUUCCUUCCUCUUUUAUUGUUCUCUAUGUUUUGUUGUGAUUUUCGUAAUCGGUGACCUGUUUUUUUUUGAAUUUUUUCCCUCAUACAGAUUUUUUUUGCCAGAUGUCCUCUUUUGCGUUUUUGUCUUCUAGAAAACAGUUCUCUCGAGCGAGAACUUUCCUUAACUUUUGCUGCUAUUCGGCCAAAAGAGCGGUGUUGUAAUUAAAUCACUAGAUGUAUCAAGGUCUCCGUGCUCUAGGUAAACAAGACUAUCAGUGAUUUCUGUUCGAUUCUUCGCUAGGAUGUUACCACAAUGUUUUCAUUGCUGUUCUGUAGAAAUUUGAGACAAUAUUCAGAAUGAUGUUGAUAGAUAGUUUUGCUGUAGUCUCAGAUUCUUACUCCUAUACGUGCAAAGAGCAAAAGAGAAAAUGUCAAAAUACACUUGUCUGUGAUUGCGAGACGUGACUGACAACAACAUCACUUUCUGGGGGUCACGUCCAUCUUUUAUGUGUGUGCUUGUGUGCAAGUGUGUGCGUUCUUUUUUCGCAUCUCCUUCUAUUAAAAAUUUGUGCUGUAUAGUUCGACAUUAUUACAUACAGUUGCAUACAUUUCUCUUCUACUUGCAUAGCGUAAUAAAGUUUUAUCAAUCUUAUAUUAUGUAGCUUUCUUUGUAGGGUGAAAGAGUUUGCCUCUUGCAUUAUAUCGGAAAGGUUGCCUCUAGCCAUAUUGACGCGUAAGUGUGCUCCACCCGU